Molecule: messenger RNA, 2744 nt
Organism: Corythoichthys intestinalis (scribbled pipefish)
Lineage: Eukaryota; Metazoa; Chordata; Actinopteri; Syngnathiformes; Syngnathidae
Gene: tbc1d13
Product: TBC1 domain family, member 13
Exons: 12
Coding region: 134-1336 (400 amino acids)
Biological process (GO): activation of GTPase activity; intracellular protein transport
Molecular function (GO): GTPase activator activity
Source: RefSeq, a predicted model, not a curated record
CUACGCGGUGUGUGGAAAGUAGCGUCGUGCCUUCCCAGCCCACUGUUGUGAAGACGGAAGUGACAAGACGACUUCCCUUAGGCAAACAUCUUUUUGGAAAUAGUUGGAUGUAAAUAUCGCCGCUUGCCCAGAUAUGUCAGUUGCAUACAAAAACAGAAUACAGGACUUCAAAGUAGCUUUGACUGAAGAAAACAUAGACUUGAAAACAUUAAGAGAGCUGUGCUUCAAUGGAAUUCCAUUCGAAGGAGGCAUACGGGCACUUUGCUGGAAGAUUCUUCUUAAUUACCUUCCUCUUGAUCAGACGCGAUGGGAUUUGUUCCUCAAAAAAGAAAGGGAGGUGUAUUCCCAGUUUUUGAAAGAAAUGAUCAUUCAACCUGGCAUUGCCAAAGCCAACCUGGGACUAUCCAGAGAAGACGUUACCAUGGAAGAUCACCCUCUAAAUCCAAAUCCAGAGAGCAGGUGGAACACUUACUUCAAAGAUAAUGAAAUUCUUCUCCAAAUUGAUAAGGAUGUCAGGAGACUGUAUCCAGACAUGGCCUUUUUUCAGCGCCCUACAGACUACCCUUGCCAACUUAUCUUAGACCCUCAGAAUGAUUACGAGACGCUGCGUCGGCGAGUGGAACAAACAACUCUGAAAGCACAAACUGUAAAUCGCAACCGCAGUGGAGUAACCAAUGUCAGCUCCCCUGGAAAGUCUUUGAACCUGUAUCCAUCUAAUGAAUACGAGGUGUUGCCCAAUGGGAGUGAAGCACACUGGGAAGUGGUGGAGCGCAUUCUGUUCAUCUAUGCCAAACUCAAUCCUGGGAUCGCUUACGUCCAGGGCAUGAAUGAAAUUGUCGGUCCAAUUUACUAUACCUUUGCCACAGACCCCAACAGCCAAUGGAAAGAGCAUGCAGAAGCUGAUACAUUCUUCUGUUUUACCAACCUAAUGUCAGAAAACAGAGAUAAUUUCAUCAAGAGCCUGGAUGAUUCUCAGUGUGGUAUUACGUACAAAAUGGAGAGUGUGUAUUCAAUGUUGAAGGGAAAAGACCUGGAGCUCUAUCUCAAACUGCAAGAACAAAAUAUCAAGCCCCAGUACUUCACCUUCCGCUGGCUGACCCUGUUGUUAUCACAGGAGUUCCUCCUUCCAGAUGUCAUCCGCAUUUGGGAUACUCUCUUUUCUGAUCAGGACCGCUUCCACUUCCUCAUCCUGGUCUGCUGUGCCAUGCUCAUCCUGAUCCGGGAUAACUUACUGGCAGGAGACUUCACAGUGAAUAUGAGAUUACUACAGGAUUACCCCAUCUCAGAUGUCCACACCAUUCUUACCAAAGCCAAAGAGCUGCAGGACAACUCGUAACCUGGUUGGUGAGUGGAGGCCCAUUCAACAAGGAAGCAUUAUCAUGUAUAUGUUAAAGGACCUAAAUGCAUGUGUUGUGGGGAAAAACAGCAUAUUGCCUUUGAACUUGAUGACUGAUAUUGCGGUCGCUGGGGACUGCUAAAAGAACUGGAACGAUGGAAGGAGGAAAUGCAUCCUAUUGCAUUAUGGGGAACAGGUCCCCGUGCUCGUCCUCCAUUCUCAACCCUUCUCCCGUGGAGACCUGUCGUCCUGACUGAGUUUUCAUACGGGGCAGCGGGAGGCACGUUGCGUCGGUUCUAACUAGUCGUUAUUUAAACAUUCCAGAGUUGUUCAAGAAUUGAGUUGACAUUUUACCGAAACACUGCAAUAGCAUAAUAAAUUAGUUUGAGCAAUAGUGCAUGUUUUCAGUUGUUGUGCUAUUUUAAAAAACUGGAUGAAACUUUUUUUUUUUUUAACUUGGACAAUGUCAGUAUUUGAAAGGUGGUUAUGAAGCGAUGAGACUCGCAUUGUGUUUUGCAGAAUUUCAGAUUUGUGCCUUCAGCCCAGUGAUUAAUUACAACCCCUAGAAAAAAGUAUGGAAUCACCAGUCUCGGACGAGCACUCACUGACAUUUUAUCAUGUAGAACAAACUCAGAUAUAAAACGCUUGAAAAAAUAAUGAGUUAGUUCAAAAGUGCAACUCUUUAUCAUUCAGAAACACUAAAAGAAAUGAAUGAAAAACAUUGUGGUGGUCAGCAAAUGUUACUCUUAUGGAGCAAGUGCAGGGAAAUAUAUAUGGAAUCACUCCAUUCUGAGGGGGAAAAAAAUGAACUCAUGAGAAACAAACAAAGAAAUAAGAAUCAAAACACAUCUCUAGUGUUUAGUAGCACCACCUCUGGCUUUUAUGACAGCUUGCAGUCUCUGAGGCAUGGACUUGAUUAGUAAUCUUCAUCAAUUUCGUGCCAACUCUCUUUGAUUGCAGUUGCCAGAUAAUCCUUGCAGGUCGGAGCCUUGCUGUGGACCAUUUCCCCCCCUAUUUUCACCACAGGUUCUCAAUAGGGUUGAGAUCUGGGCUAUUUGCAGGCCAUGACUGGAGUGCUUUAACAGUUUUAGCUCUGUGGCAUGAUGCAUUGUCAUCUUGGCAAAUGACAAACAUAUUCUCAAUUGAAGGGAUAAGAAAGCUGUCUAAAAUUCCAACGUAAACUUGUGCAUUUAUUGAAUAUUUAACCACAGCCAUUUCCCCAGUGCCUUUGCCUGACAAGCAGCCCCAUAUCAUCAAGGACUGAGGCAAUUUUGAUGUUUUCUUCAGGCAGUCAUCUUUGUAAAUCUCACUGGAACAGCACCAAACAGAAGUCAAGAAUCAAGAGUCAAGAAUCUGCAUUGGACAAGGUGAUGAUGUUGGAACUUUUGUUUGGUGCUGUUCCAGUGAG